AUGCUCGACAUCUUGGCUACCACCUCAAUCGCAUUCCCCUCUCUCCCAACCGUUCAUAUCCUCUCGUCGAUCCUCAGCCCAUCUCACGCAUCCUCAUCACAUUCGCCUCUCCUCAACGCAUCGCCCCUGCUCAUCCUCGGUGCGCUCGCUACUCUCUUUGGCGCUGUCCUCCGCCUCGCAUGCUUUCGCGCGCUCGGUCCCCUCUUCACCUUCGAGCUCGCCAUCACACCGAGCCACUCGCUCGUCACGACUGGCCCAUACGCAUGGGUGCGGCAUCCGAGCUACACCGGGAUCUACUUGACCCUGCUCGGCGCGAGCGCGGUCGGGCUCGCGCCCGGCGCCUGGCUCCGCGAGUGCGCGCUGCGCCUCGGGACCGGCCUGGGCGUCGGGGCGGCGCUGGCGUGGCUCGUGCUCGCGUUCUGGGCUGGGAAGGUCGCGUAUGCGCUGCAGUGCACGAACAAGCGGCUCAGGACGGAGGACACGGAGCUGCGCAGGGCGUUCGGCGAGGUGUGGGACGAGUAUGCGGAGCGGACGCGGUGGCGGCUGCUCCCGGGCGUGUUCUGA
Molecule: messenger RNA, 564 nt
Organism: Fomitopsis serialis
Lineage: Eukaryota; Fungi; Basidiomycota; Agaricomycetes; Polyporales; Fomitopsidaceae
Exons: 2
Coding region: 1-564 (187 amino acids)
Biological process (GO): C-terminal protein methylation
Cellular component (GO): membrane
Molecular function (GO): protein C-terminal S-isoprenylcysteine carboxyl O-methyltransferase activity
Source: RefSeq, a predicted model, not a curated record